Molecule: messenger RNA, 1330 nt
Organism: Ectocarpus sp. CCAP 1310/34
Lineage: Eukaryota; Phaeophyceae; Ectocarpales; Ectocarpaceae
Source: the annotation of a GenBank genome assembly
GAACGGGGACGGGCUGCUGCAGCAGUCGGAGUUCGCCCCAACGGAGGAGCUCAGGACGAGGCUCGAGAACCUCUUCAGCCAGCAGCGGGAGGAGGAGCGCGUGGCGCGUAUGGAGGAGCGCCAGCGCCAGAUGGACGACAAGAUGAGGCCGGACGCAGGGGCGGUGGAGGUGUCUCCCGGCGAUGUCAACGACGGCCCGGCCACUACCGCCGACAAGGCGCUGUCCGCGCUGCCGUACGUGCUCCCUCUGGCGGACGGCGUGGUGUUCGCCGCCCACCUGUUCGGCGCGUUCCCGGAGCAGACGGCGUGGGCGCAGCCGCUGGCGGCCGUGCUGCUGGCGCUGCGGUCCGUUCCGUUCGCGACGCUGGUCGGGUUCUUCAGCCUGUCCGUCGGCUCCAGCAACCCGCAGAUCAACAAGCUCGUGAGGUUCAACAUGCAGCAGGCCAUCAACCUGGACAUCGCUCUGAUCUUGCCGGGCGUGGUGGGUGCGAUCACGGGGGCGGUGUUGGGGUCCGACGCGUCCAAGCUGGCGCCUUUGGCGAACGCGGGGUCGGACGUGGUGUUCGUGGCUUUGUUGGCGGCUGUGGCGUACUCCGUUGGCACUUCGGCGACGGGAUCGUUCCCGAACAAGCUCCCGUUGUUGGGGCGGUUGAACCGCGAGAACCCCGACAACCAGGAGGGGGGCGAGCAGUAGAGGAAAUGAAGUUGUGACUUGGUGGAAUUUCCCAGCAGGGUGCACGUUCUAGUCGUCGUGCCGUUUGUAUACGUUUGUUGUACAUACAGUUGGUCUGCUUGUUGCCAUGUGUUCUUGUUGUAAUUUGAGAUGUGUCUGUUCUACCUAACGAAGUGCUCGUGGGUGGAGAUGACGUGAAUGUUAUUUGUUUUCUUGUGGAGUGGAACGGUAUCUCGUAUGUUGCAGCAGCGUGCCUUUUUGUGAAUCUGAUGUACGAGAGCGAAAAAGACAUCUAGGUGGUUUGUCUUGUGACUGCUGCAGUCCCAUAGCGUGUAGCAUUCAGGGCGCGGGAUGUUUAGGAGAAGGAAGACGGAGAUAAUUGUCGAAUGGAUCGUAUCAAGAGUCAGUUAUUGUUCUCUAGGAACACUUGGCCGUGUGGGCAAUAUACUGAAUUUUUGUUUUGUUGCCGUGGCUAGGCGGGCCUCGAACGAGGACAAGCAGCGUCGUGUUUCGCUAGCGCCAAGACUGUCACUGCCGCAGACACAAAAACAAUUUCUAGUAUGCCGUCCCGACGUGUAAGGUUCUCGCAGGUGGUGUUUGAUAGAGCGAAGCGAUGAAGAAAUAUCAGCAACAAAACCAAAGCCAUGCCCUGAUGAA